Molecule: messenger RNA, 4314 nt
Organism: Thunnus maccoyii (southern bluefin tuna)
Lineage: Eukaryota; Metazoa; Chordata; Actinopteri; Scombriformes; Scombridae
Gene: wscd2
Product: WSC domain containing 2
Exons: 10
Coding region: 1075-2772 (565 amino acids)
Molecular function (GO): sulfotransferase activity
Source: RefSeq, a predicted model, not a curated record
UGUUGGUCCGUGUGGGCGCGCAGGGCGCACGGUGCGGCGCUGCCUCUCCGCAGCGUCAAACAGCCUUCCCCUCUCAUCGGACAGGCGACAGAAAACACAGGUCGACACACCGCCUGCAUCACAUCCACGCUUUGACCUGAACACAUGACAGGAGCGAGGGAAACGGAUAGCGGACUGUCUUAAGGGGGCUUGAAGUAGAGGGCCAUUAACAUCACUCCCUUCUCCGACUGAAAGCUAGAAGCGUGUAGCGGUAUACGUGCGGUGCAGUAGAUUAUUGAACAGCACUGAGGGUUGAACGAUCAAACGGGAUUGAUAAACAAACGUUAGUUGUCGGAUGAAGACACAGCAGAAAGAAGCUUCUCUGAGAGCAGGCUGCUGUUCAUUAUUUGACUGAAUUAUCGUGGAGAUGAAACAUCAUGCCUGCGCCUGAGUUGCGUCCUGUGAACUGCAACAUCAAACCAUCUGCUGAAGCCUGAUCUGGACUCGUGUGAAAGAGCUCUGUUUCUAGGCUGCAAUUCCUCUAAUGAAGUCACCAGAAGUCCCAAAUGGUGAGUCACGCCCUCCUUCUCUCGGAUCGUCUCAGUGAAUAGCCGACCACACAAAGGCGAGAGGAUCUCAGCUCCGCCGGUAAAUAAAACCCUCUUCCUUCUGCACAGUGUGGGAGAAAGUGGCAUCUCUGUAGGCUGAUAACUGGAGUGAAAGCAGUGUUGAGCGAUCAUCUUUCACUCUGAGCCGCUCACCUUUCAUGCUCUGGCUCCAGAGCCGGCUCUUAGGGCUGGGCUGUCAGCGGGAACCCACAGAGACUCUCACAUGGACACUAUCACCAGAGCUGCAUAGUGCACAGGUGUAAAGCGUCUGCCUCUAGAGACUGAAGAGGCAUACAUGAGGGAAAAGUCAUGCUAUUGUUUGGACGACCUUCAUACAGGAUUAAGACACUUUUUCUGACUCUGUCUUCAUUUUAGUUGGGGCCCAGUGGGGUUUUUAUGGUGGGAGUAGGGAGAGCUGGUGUUGAUUCUUCUGCUUUAUGAGUUUUCAUCACUGGGAGAGUGUGUCUGAGUGGCAGGGGGAGCCAGCAUGGCCAAGCCUCUGCUGAAGAUACAGCGCUAUUUCCGCAGGAAACCUGUCCGCUUCUUUUCCCUCAUCCUCCUCUACCUGACCGCUGGGAGCCUCGUCUUCCUGCACUCAGGCUUUGUCGGGGACAGUGGCCCCGGAGCUCGAGGGGGCCGGGACUCUGCGGUAGCUUUAGAGAUGGGCAGCCGGACCUCAUCGUCAGACAAUCGGGGGCUCGGCAUCAUGCGCAGAGUGUUUAAGGAGACUCAGAGGUCUGGCCGGAGGUAUGGCCCCCCAUGGAUGAAAAAGACUGGCCAGGAGACACAGAGGAGAGGUGAAGACUACACCAGCAACUGGAACCGUGCACUUAAAGGACGCAACGCCAAAGACAUGGACGAUGGAAGAGCAAAGUAUAUCGGCUGCUACAUUGAUGACACACAGAAAAGAGCGCUGAGAGGAGUUUCCUUUUUUGACUACAAAAAAAUGACUGUAUUCCGUUGCCAGGACAACUGUGCAGAAAGAGGUUACAUGUAUGCAGGUCUGGAGUUUGGAGCAGAGUGCUACUGUGGCCACAAGAUCCAGGCGCCCAACUGUUCGGAGAGUGAGUGCAACAUGGAGUGUAAAGGAGAGAAGAGCAACCUGUGCGGAGGAGCCAACCGACUGUCCAUCUAUAGGCUGGAGCUGAGCCAGGAGUCAGCGCGCCGCUAUGGCAGCGCCAUUUUUAAGGGGUGUUUCCACAAGCCAGACAAUGUGACUUUGGCGCUUCCUUUCAGCGCGGUCAUCCAAAACAUGUCUGUGGACAAGUGUGUCGACAUGUGCACGGAGAGGGAGAAGUCGCUGGCUGUCCUGGCUGGAGAUCGAUGUCACUGCGGCUUCCCGACUCCUCUCUUUUCCCUUCAUGAGCCGGAGGAUGAGAAAAUGUGUCUCCACCACUGCCACGGGGAAGAGUUCGAGAGCUGUGGGAACGACGAGUACUUUGUUGUGUACCAGACGCAGGUUCCAGAUAACCGCUGCAUGGACCGACACUUCCUCCCCACUCACGCCAAACAGCUGGUGGCCCUCGCCAGUUUCCCUGGAGCCGGCAACACCUGGGCUCGCCACCUCAUAGAGCUCGCCACUGGCUUCUACACUGGCAGCUAUUACUUCGAUGGCUCCCUUUACAAUAAAGGAUUUAAAGGGGAGAGGGACCACUGGCGGAGUGGGAGGACUAUCUGCAUUAAGACACAUGAGAGCGGCAGGAAGGAGAUUGAAGCCUUCGACUCCAGCAUCCUCAUGAUCCGAAACCCUUACAAAGCUCUCAUGGCAGAGUUUAACCGCAAAUAUGGAGGACACAUUGGAUUUGCCUCCCAGGCUCACUGGAGAGGGAAAGAGUGGCCCGAGUUUGUGAAGAACUACGCUCCUUGGUGGGCGUCCCACACCUUGGACUGGCUCCAUUACGGGAAGAGCGUCCACGUGGUCCACUUUGAGGGUCUGAAGAGGGACCUGUUCUCCCAGCUCAAGGGGAUGGUCCAGUUUUUGGGUCUGAAGGUUUCUGAGGACCGUCUGCUUUGCGUCGAGGGCCAGAAGGAUGGCAACUUCAAGCGGUCAGGGCUACGCAAACUUGAAUAUGACCCGUACACUCCUGAAAUGCGAGCUAGCAUCAAUGAACUGAUCAGAACAGUAGACGCUGCCUUGAAGAAAAGAAAGAUGUCUGGAGUUCCAGACGAAUACAUGCCAAGAUGAUAUACAGUAUGUGAUCCCCUUGUUUCCCUUUUAAUUGGACUGUUCUGUCAACAGACUCUGCACCAUAUUUUGUAGGAUUGCAUCACCCAAAUUGUAUUUUCAAUUUUUUUCAACAUAGGUUGACGCUAUAGUGGGAAGAAAUCAGUCUCUCUCCUUCUAUAUUCAUUUUUUAUUCACAUUUUUUUCAUUUUUUGUUCAACUUAGGUAAUAAUGGCUCCAUGUGUUAAUAGAAGAGGCUUUUUUUUAUUUGGCUGAAUGAAAAGCACUUCUUAUCUCGCUCUAUGCACAUGUGCUGUGUGGGCAUGUGCACAUGCCUUAACAUGAAGAAGGUACAAAAGCUGUGACCACAGAGAGGCACUUCUGACUGUGCUGGGUGCUUUGUUGCCAGUGGAAAAACAUGUCAUCCAAAAGAUGUAAUAGCAUACUGUUAAGUGUAUGAUACGAGCUUAUUUUGUGCAAAAGUGAAAAAAAUCAAAACAUUAAAAUUUUCUGCUGCUAACAGUUACAGAACAAUACUAUUUUAUACAUGAAGUUCUCUGAAAACUUCAAAAUCUGAGCCCUUUGUUGGAGGGAAAAAUGCAAUAUGCAGGCUAUAACUACCUGAUGAUGAUACUGUUUGUUUCCAAGUUUUUGGAAGUUAUUCAACUUACUGUAUGUAAGAGAAAUUAUGUUUUUGAUGAUGAAGAUGUAAGGAACUCAAUUCUCAGCUCCUCAUAUUCAAGAAGAUGAAUAAUCCCUCUUGAAGGCACUGACUGAAGGAGAGAAGAGGAUUUAUCUCUGCAGCAUUUAUUUAUCUCUGGUGUGCAGUGCACAUGUUGACUAAUUUGGUUUUGAAGUUGUUUUCUUAACACUGGACUCGAUGCAGAAAUCCAAAAAGCACUUUGCCGUGCAACACUUGCCCCCAAAGAUCACCAAGGAAUUAGGCAUUACACUCUGACUUGUGUUUUAGAUUGGAGGUUUCCUUUAGUAGUAGUAAUGGUUUUAGAUUUAUUUUAUGACAGUUAAUCAUACUGAAUGUGAAAACUGUUUUUUUUUGUUUUUUUUAAUGCUUUGUUGUAAUAAGAGCUACAACACAGUAAAGCUAGUGAUACUUUUACUCUUCAUGAUUUAAAAAAAAAUCUCAAAGGUCCACAAGAGUGUGAAAAAUUCUGCUCCUAUUUUAUAAAGCAGCACGUCUUAUAAUGGUACUCAAUGCGCUACAGUAUGCUACAUGCUUAAAAAUGAACGAGUAUAUAAAUAAAUAAAGACAUGAAUAUAUAAAUGAAUAAAAACACUGGUGACUAAGAGCCAGGAAACAUAAACUGACUUCCAUUUUCAGUAUAAUAUAUAAAUAUAUUUUUAUAGUGUGUGCUGACACAUCAAAAAUAUUUGUAUUGCAAGACGCAAACAGGAGAAGUUGUUUCUAUUUUUAACACAUGCUUUAAACUUUAUUGGCUCUUGCUUUCAUUGACAAGCCGGCACUUGAACAUAGGUGUCACAUCUGAAUGUAUUUUCUAUGGAAUGAAUGUAAUGUGAUAUGACCCAAUAAAUGAGUAAAUUAAA